Sitophilus oryzae (rice weevil) is the source of this 684-nucleotide messenger RNA. RefSeq lists its product as uncharacterized. The transcript has a single exon. The record is from RefSeq and is a predicted model, not a curated record. Gene Ontology annotation, molecular function: zinc ion binding; nucleic acid binding. NCBI's taxonomy places the organism in Eukaryota, Metazoa, Arthropoda, Insecta, Coleoptera, Curculionidae. The coding region runs from base 1 to 684 and encodes 227 amino acids.
AUGUCUGAAAAUAAUGCUGCAUUAAAACUAAAUGGGGAUAACUGGCCAGUCUGGAAAUUUCAAACAAGCAUCGUACUAAAAGGUCGUAGUUUAUUUGAAGUAGUGGAUGGAUCCAAAGUAAAACCAAGCACAGGAGUUGAAGAAAUAAAUAAGUGGAUGAAAGAAGAUGCAAAGGCCCAAGAAUUACUGGUAACAAGAAUGGAAGAAGGACCAUUACCGCAUGUACUGUCUUGUGAAUCGUCCAGAGAAAUGUGGAGUAAACUAAAAACAGUAUAUGACAAGGAAUCAGUGGUGAGUGUACACCUUUUACAAGAACCUUUCUUCUCACUGCAGUUUGAUUCAAGUGUUAGUACCUUUUUAUCUAAAAUAGAAGAAAUAAAAAUGAAAUUAAAAUCCGCUGGCGAAAUUCUAUCAGAGAAAAUGGUAAUAACCAAGAUCUUAAUGUCUCUCCCAGAGCAAUUUAAGCAUUUUAGAUCAGCGUGGGAAUCUGUUUCAGUAGAUAACCAAAGUCUCGAGGAGUUAACUUCAAUAUUACUUCUAGAAGAAAGAUGCAAGUCUUUGGAAAAUGCAACUGCAUUGGCAACUAAAACCAGUGAAAAACCUCAAGGAAAGAAAUGUUAUAUAUGUUCAAAGGUAGGCCAUAUUGCUAGAGAUUGUUAUUUCAGGCAAGAUGCCAAAGAAUGA